UUCUCUCUCUCUCUCUCUCUCUCUCUGUUCUUGGUUGUUCACCGUGAGAGUAAGCAGAGGACGGAGGCGAAGAGGAAGAUGGUUGGGGUCGAGAAAAGGGCUAUGGGUUCUUCUGCCCUCACGACGAAGCAAGCUGCUGAUCCGGGCAAGCGUAUAAGCUAUAAACGGAAGCGGGAAAUGAGUCAAAGGAAUGAUGAUUGCAGAGAAUAUAAGCCUUCGGUCAUGCAACGGGCAACCGAGGUUCAAGCAAAUUGCGCAGUUAAAUUCCCUAGCUUUGUUAAGUCUAUGCUCCCAUCACAUGUUACUGGUGGGUUUUGGCUGGGUCUUCCCAAAAAAUUCUGUGCCAUGCAUUUGCCGAAGCAUGAUGCAACUGUCGUUUUGGAAGAUGAGAGUAACAAAGAAUAUGAAACGAAAUAUCUCGUCGGAAAGACGGGAUUAAGCGGGGGAUGGAGAGGAUUUUCCAUUGCACACAAAUUACUAACUGAAGAUGUGUUGGUUUUCCAGUUGGUCAAGCCAACCAAAUUUAAGGUGUACAUUGUGAGAGCAAAAGGUUUAACCGAAGUAGAUGGAGCUCUUGGUCUUCUAAAUCUCGAUGAUCGUGUAAAGAAACUUGAUUUUGAGAAGGAUGUCAAGUUACAUAGAGAAGCUGAGGAAAAUUUCUGCAAGCCUCUUUCAUUAGGCAUUCCUCCAGACACCUUGAAAGUCGGCAGUCUGACGAUGCUAAAAUGUGGCCAAGGGCUUCUAGCAGAUCACUCUGAAAACGACAGUGAGGAUCUCAAGUCAGAGGUUUUGGAUGGAAUCAGAUUACUGGAUUCUGCUGUCGAUUUCAAAGAAGUGAAUAGUAUUGAGAAUUUCACCAUUCAUGUAAAUGGUUUGGUUAUUGACUCAGAGUUCUCGAAACACCUUCGAACAAAGUACUAUGAGCUCUGCUGCAGCCAGAAAUCUUUUCUUCAUGACCAUCUCCUUGAGGGUCUCAAUUGUAAGUUGGCUGCUGGAAUUAUCUCAGAGACAAUUAAUAUUGCAGAUGCCAUAAGAGCUUCCAAGCUUACCACCCCUCAAGACAGUUUUUCAAUUUGGGACAAGACUUUGAAGGCCUUCCAGGAGUUGGGCAUGAAAGUUGGAUUCCUGCAAACUCGGUUAGACCGGCUUUCACACAUUGCUUUUAAAUCCCAAGAGGCUGCAGAAUUAAAGAGGUAUAAAGAAGCCAAGCGCAAUCGUGUUCUUGCAGAAGAGGAGAUGAAAAUCUUGGAAGCAAGGCUUUUGGAAGUAAAUGAAAUAACAAAGACGCUUGAUUCUGAGAUUGAAGCUUUGAAGAUGAGUCCCAGUAGGCUUGAGUUCAAGUUCCAGGAAGAGGUCAACGCUCCUUGGUGA
Molecule: messenger RNA, 1371 nt
Organism: Malania oleifera
Lineage: Eukaryota; Viridiplantae; Streptophyta; Magnoliopsida; Santalales; Ximeniaceae
Product: B3 domain-containing protein Os01g0234100-like
Exons: 6
Coding region: 79-1371 (430 amino acids)
Molecular function (GO): DNA binding
Source: RefSeq, a predicted model, not a curated record